GGGCGGGUUGGGGAGCCGAUCUCACCACUCACCAGUCACCAGUUUAUCAGUUCACAUGCCGCUGCCACUCGGUGCGCAUCCCACGCCGCUGGAGGGAAAAUGCAUUAAAUCUUGGAAAAACGAUCGUUUUCUUCUCCUGUCGCGUUGAACCUUAAAAAGGACGCCCUAUCAAAGACUUCUUUGUUAUCUGUACGCACUUAAGGAAAAUGGAUCAAAUGGCUGCAAUUGAAGACGAGGUUGAUGUGAUCUUGCAGUCAACCCAGCCUGAAACUCAGCCAUACUCGCAGGAAAGUGCGAGCAGCAAGAAGGAAGAACGCAAAGCGUCCUGCUGGGCAUAUUUAAUGUGGCAUUCCUACAAUCUCCCUCGAAUAUACGAGCUGACAGAGCAGUGCCACGUCUUUGGCAAGAGAAAGGAGCAUGACUUUAUAUUUGAUGAGAAACUGCACAAGAUUCCUGCAGAAGUAAUGCUGAAUAUUAGCAGGACACACUUCAAGAUUACCAGGAAUGAGGACGGCACUGUCGUACUGAAAGACCAGAGCAUCAACGGCACUUUUGUCAACAAAAAGAAGGUCGGCGAAUCCUCGACUUCCAGACCGCGAAAGGUGGUGCUGCAGGAUCAUGAUGUCAUCAGUCUCAUUGACCCCUCAGGCCUUUCGUGCCAAUUCACCUUUGCUGGGAAGGAAAAUGAGCUGGAAAAGGACUUGCCUUCAGAGUUGCUGGAGAGGUUCCGUGUCACCAGAACCCUGGGAAAAGGAGGAAGUGCCACUGUUUACUUGGCGUAUGAAAAUAGCACUUGCAAGCCAUUCGCAGUCAAGAGAAUUGACAAAGACUUCAAAACAAGGGGCAUGAAUUCGGAGCAGUACAUCCAGGCGGAGAUCAAGAUACUCAAGUCGCUUUACCAUCCCAACAUUGUGGCCGUCAAAGAUGUCAUUGAUGUUGAGCGACAGACCUUCAUUGUCAUGGAAUACAUGCAAGGCGGCUCUUUGGCCCAAAUUUUCUACAAACAGAAGCAGAAACCCUUUGAUGAAAAGCUCUGCAAAGUCUGGUUUUACCAGCUCCUACUCUCCUUAGAAUAUUUGGAUUCUAAGUCGAUCAUCCACAGGGAUGUCAAGAUGGAGAACAUCCUAGUCUGCAACAAUACUCGCAACAGCCCAAUAAAACUGGCUGAUUUUGGCCUCUCCAAGAUGGUCUCCCAGUCAAGGAAAGCGGUCACCUGCUGUGGCUCUUAUGAAUAUGUUGCCCCAGAAGUGAUUUCUUCAGAAGGAGCAGCUGGGGAACCCUACUCGUCAAAGGUCGACAUUUGGUCUCUGGGUGUGACCCUGUUUGUAUGCCUGAGUGGGAAAAUGCCUUUUGCCAGUCACGAACCCUCCGAGUUGAAGCAGGAGAUCUUGUCUGGAAAACUGAAGAUGGACGGGCCUGAGUGGGACAGUGUGUCCGACGCUGCUAAACUAACUGUCCGCAACAUGCUCAGGUUGAAUCCAAAUCUGCGUCUGGGAGCCACUGAACUCAUGCAAUCGGCCUGGUUCAAUGAGAAAAAUUUCCAGGUGGUGAAAGAGGUUUGCAAGAGGCCACAUGGAUCGCCAGUUCCUCCUCGCUUUAGCGACCAGAACACACAGCCUGCGCCUGCCAAAGUUGCCAAGGUGGAAAAGUCAUCAAGCGAAAGGAUCUCACCAGUGCCAUCCUCAUCCAAGUGCACCGCAUUUUGAAGGUUACCGCCAACUGAAGAUAAUUUUUUACACUUUUUAUAAAAGAAUGUAAUGCUCACCACUUUUGAUGGUAUGUAUCCUCAUUAGUUUUUUAGAUACAUUGUUUAUGUAACAAUGUUUUUUGGAUUUUGAGUCGGUCCUAAUUAUUUAAAAAAGUUUUUAGACGAAUCAAAACAAAAUUAGUGAAAGUUUUCUGAAAGAACAUUGCUCAACCUUGGAGACUCCUAGUUACAUCAUCUUUCAGAAAUCGAUUUUAUGAAUUCUUACACACAGACAAUGGAAAACAGAUCAGAUUUGACAUGAAGAACAAAAAAUAAUAUUUUUACGAUGUAGCUGCUCAAAUGAAAGAUUGUACAUAAGAUAAAAUAA
This is a messenger RNA of Cloeon dipterum, 2075 nucleotides long. Its product is annotated as ovarian-specific serine/threonine-protein kinase Lok-like. The record is from RefSeq and is a predicted model, not a curated record. The coding region runs from base 207 to 1706 and encodes 499 amino acids. The transcript is spliced from 9 exons. Gene Ontology annotation, biological process: protein phosphorylation. Gene Ontology annotation, molecular function: ATP binding; protein kinase activity; protein binding. NCBI's taxonomy places the organism in Eukaryota, Metazoa, Arthropoda, Insecta, Ephemeroptera, Baetidae.